Rubroshorea leprosula is the source of this 722-nucleotide messenger RNA. NCBI's taxonomy places the organism in Eukaryota, Viridiplantae, Streptophyta, Magnoliopsida, Malvales, Dipterocarpaceae. The record is from the annotation of a GenBank genome assembly.
CCCACCCUCCACAGAAGCAAUCCAGAGUACUACUGCUGUUACUGUAGCAAAAAACUCUAAAACAUCCAUCCAUCCAUCAUCCACAUGGCUUUCUCUAGGUAUCUUCUUGUUCUUGCAAUGGUGGUUUUCGUUGCAACCUCAAACCACCACCAGGCGCAUGCAUACACAUGCGUCAAUGUCCAGGCCGACUUGUCGCUGACAUGUGAUGGCUAUUUGGGGGGCGUGCUUGGCCUCGCAAACAGUCUGCUGGGUGGUCUGCCUUUGAUUAACACUCUGCCUCUGGUUGGCGGUUUGGUUCAAGGUCUACUUCCAGCCGGUCAAUGCUGUGCCGAUGUGAAAAAUAUGUACAAUCAAUGUACCACAGCCCAAGUGGAUCUUCAAGCUUGUCUACAAGUUUGCAAUCUUAGCCUUGUAAACCUCUGCUUAAUUCUUAAGACUUGUGGUGUCAGCGCUACUAUCUGUGUUGGGUACGUGUAAUUCAUUAAUCUCCUAACUUUGCUUUGAUUUGCAUUUGUUUAUAUAUGAUUAAUUAUCUUAGUUUCCUCAUUCUACUCUCUUUUUUGUUUGUGAAAUGUGCAGUGUCGUUUAAUAUAUGGGCAUGCAUGCAUGCAUGCAGAGGAGGAGGAGAUCAAGUGAUCCACUAAAAUGUGUUGCAGCUUCCUUUGCUAGCUAUUCAUAACUAUCUCCAAUGUUUAUGUAAUGAAUAAAGUUCAUAUACCCCU